GCCUUUUAACAUUGAGUGAACCGGCCCUGAACGAACCGAAGUUGUCAUUAGAUGGGCGGUAAAUGUGAGAUAUUGAAAAAUGUAAGCUAUACAUGUUCAUGGUAAUGGAUUAUCCCACAUUGAGACAAAAGUGUGAAGGACAUGUGCCAGUGAAUGAAAACUAGUUAUCAGGACAACUGUUGUGCUGAGGUAGUUUCGAAUAAUGUGUGUGAAUGUUAGUUCAGAAGUGAAUCCUCGGAUCGACAUUAUCAACAUUUCUCUAGUGUGUGUCAAAAUAGAAAAUAGUGCUCGUUUGAAUAGACUAGAAGGAUCUAAACUUAAAUUUAUGCUUUCUAUUUUUGGCUAAUGAAUAGUAAUUACAGUGAACAGAAAAUGAAAACAGAACGCAAGGAUUCGUGGGACGAUUAUGACGAUUUCGUCGAUUUUGAUGACUCUUUUGCCAGUGUCUCUUGUGAUCGUUCAAAGGGAAGUAAGAAAUCUUCCACACAGAAAAGUGUCAACUAUAGCUAUGAAGAAUGCCCAAAAUCCAAGACUGUGAAAAUCAAUAAGAAUGAUAGGAAAGAUAAGUUGGCAAAAUGUACUGUGCUCUCAUCUCAGAAACUGAACCUUCAGAAGGGAAGCCAGGAAAUAAAACAUGUAUUAGAUAAACAUCCUUCAAGUCUGGAUGAAUUUGAUUUAUCAUCAGAUACCAUAAAAAAUCCUACAAAUGGUGCUGAAUUAAAUGAAAAUGUUUCUUGGGGCAUUGAUAAACAAAAGAGAUCCGAAGUAAAAGAAGUUAAAAAAGAAAAGUUUCAUGACCUCUUUGGUAGUGAUAGUUCAAGUGAUUCAUUUGAAUAUGCAAAGCCCUUAGGAAUUGAUAGUAGUCUUUCCAGUUUAAUUAGUCAUGGUGAAAUGCUUCUUAAAAAAGAUGUUCCUUCUACAAAUACUCCAGGAGAGGCAAUGAAUGCUAAAAUUGAACUACAAAAAUUCAACAAUUCAGUUCUUCGGAAAGUGUUUGAUGCUUUCAUAGCAAUACCUACUCGGCUCUUAGAAAGAUUGCCUGGCUUCGAUGUUCCUACAUAUGACAAAAUGAGAGAGCUUGUUUCCAAAGUAAACAAAGAACUUUCUCUGUUAGAAAACAUAUCUCCAGUGACUGAAAGUGUUAAUAAUUUCACAGAAUCAAGGGAAGAUGCAUCAUUUAAGAAGUCAGUGAAUCAAGAGAAACAAUUAGAUUGUCUGAGAAAAGCAGAUUUUCUGCUUAGUGCAAGUUCUACCUCGGUUACACGUUCUACUAUUAGCGAUUGUGAUGUAGUCCUAGGUACUGUAAGCAAGCCUCAUGGAACAAACAAAUCGCCUUUCCACCGAUUUCCAUCGGCUAAUGUUCAAAAUGUAAUUGCUUCUGAUAAAUAUGAUAAUUGUGGAAGAUCACCUUUAAAGAAUGCUCCUGUAAAAGCACAGAAUGAAUAUUUGCAGUUAAAACAAGAUUUACAAUGUUCUUGGUCACCAGAGAAGAAGUGUAUUAAUUCUAACAUUUUUACAGCUUGUAAUUCCUUUGGUUAUUCCAAUAAGUCAGUGAGUGAACCCAGUAAUGUGUCAAAUGUGUUGGGGUGUACAUUGAACAGUGAGAGUGAAGGAAACGUUUCAAGUUUAGAUUGCACACCUCCUACAUGUAAAGAAAUGGAAUUGGUAAAUAAUGUCACUCCUAAAACAGGAUUAGGUAAAUUUGUGUUUAAGAGACCGUCCUCGCAUGGAAAGAAUGCAAUUCAGGACAAAAGUGCAGAGAGUCCAGCAAUAUCAAAACCUUCUGAGAGUUUAACUCUUAACCGACAGCCAAAAUGUUUGUCAGAAGCAUUAUCAUCUGCAAAUGGUGCAAAUAUGAGCAUUGCCAUUCCUGAGCUACCUACCAAGAGUCCUGUGCACAAGUUGGCUACUCCGCUUUUCAAAAGGACGGAUGUGUCUGAAAAUAAUGCUCGAAAUAUUACUCAGUCUGUCUUUGAGAAGAAAAGUGAAGGAAAUAAAGCAACUGCAAAAACAGCAAAUAAAUUUUUGAUAGAAGAGGAAAUAGAAGACGAAAUUGAUUAUUCUCAGUUUCUGGAAGACUAUAGUAUAGAACCUGCUUCUCCUGAAAAGAAUCUUUUGAGUAAGCCUGUAACUUUCCCAAGAAAUACUGGCAGUAAUAUGGAAAUGAAAUCUAAGUAUCGCAGACAAGAUGACAAUGAAAUGACUCUUGCCAGUGACAGUAACCUAAGUGAAUCUGAAAAUAAUACUAGCAAUACAUUACCUUCAUCUGUCAAUGAGAGUAAUUUCAUUGGUAAAUUUUCAUCAAGUACAAAAAAUGAUGGUAUUUCUGGAGAAUUUAGUGGCACUGAUUUUCCUCAUUCAAAAGAAAUGUUUAAGGCAUUUCGUGAAGUUUUUGGUCUGCAUUCGUUUAGACCAUGUCAACUGCAAGCAAUAAAUGCUAUUCUUUUGAACCAUGAUAGCUUCAUUCUGAUGCCAACUGGAGGGGGUAAAUCGCUGUGUUAUCAACUUCCUGCUGUUAUUUCAUCUGGCGUUACAAUAGUAGUGUCACCAUUAAUAUCAUUAAUCCUGGAUCAAGUUCAAAAGCUGAAUGCCUUAGAUAUUCCUGCUGGACGUCUUUCUGGUGAUGCAAAAGAAGAAAAUGAUAUUUAUAUUCGCUUGUCAAUGAGAGAACCAAAAUUAAAGUUGUUAUACGUCACUCCUGAGAAGCUAAUUGGUAGCAAUAGAUGCAUGGAUGCAAUACAAAACCUAUAUAGUCGUGGUAAGAUAGCUCGUUUUGUAAUUGAUGAAGCCCAUUGCGUGUCCCAGUGGGGUCAUGACUUCAGAUCUGUAGAUCCCGAAAAUUCAAUUGAUUUUAAUCAUGAUUACUCUAUUUCCAGGCCUGAUUAUAAAAGAUUGAAUGAGUUGCGCCGCAAAUAUCCAGAUAUACCGGUAGUGGCUCUAACAGCAACUGCUACAGAGCGGGUUCGAAUAGAUAUUCUCCAUCAAUUGGUUGUUGAAAAGAAACCGAAAACAGUUGUAUGUGAUAUCAUCAGCCUAAUUAAAAGCAAAUUUCCUCGAGAUUGUGGUAUUGUUUAUUGCUUGUCACAAAAAGAAUGUGAAACUACAACAGACAGUUUAAACAAAGCAGGAAUCAAAGCUGGAACAUACCAUGCAGGUGUUCGAGAUACAGAACGUGCACGUGUGCAGAAUAUGUGGAUUAGCAAUAAAAUAAAGGUUGUGUGUGCAACCAUUGCAUUUGGCAUGGGCAUUGACAAGCCUGAUGUACGAUAUGUAAUUCAUCUCUCCAUGCCAAAGUCUGUGGAAGGCCUUUACCAAGAAUCUGGUCGAGCCGGUAGAGAUGGCAAGCCUGCCAGAUGUAUUCUAUUCUACAAUUACUCGGACUCGUAUAGACUUCGACGUUUAAUUGAAAGAGGUGCUGCAGACUCAGGUCAUCGUGGAAGAGCAUCAUCAUCUAAUGGUUCUGAUGUUUUACUCACACAUCUAGAAAAUUUAGCUCGAAUCGUAGCAUAUUGUGAGAACAACACGGAAUGUAGAAGAGUGCAACAACUAAGUUAUUUUGGAGAAAUAUAUAAUAAAAAAGAAUGUCUCAAACAACAAAAUACCAUUUGUGACAAUUGUCUGCGUUCCGAUGAGUUCCAUGAAACUGACUAUACAAAACAAGGGCAAGAAAUUGUACGUUGCCUUAGUCAGCUUAUUAGUGGCGGACGAGGCUGGAGUGAUCGCAAUAUUACCAUUCUCUACCUAGCUGAUAUUAUCAAAGGCAGUCAAGCAAGCAAAAUAAAAACGGCAGGGCAUGACUCACUUCCAUUGCAUGGAAUGGGUAAAUCAUGGCCUCGUGAAGAUGUCACAAAUUUAAUUCGACAGUUAGUUUUGAAAGGAUAUUUAUGCGAGGAACUGGUCAUUACAAAAGCAGACAUGGCAGCUGCUUAUUUAAGAAUAGGCCCAAAAGCAAAGUACCUCUUGGAAAGCAAGCACAAAAUUAAAUUGUUCACCCGGAGGAAAAUGUUGGAUAUCAAUUCUGCUGGGAAGAGUGCACCUGUUUCUGAAAAUCCAUUUACAGAGAGGUUGCAAAGUAUUCAAGAGAAAUGUUAUGCAGAUCUAAUGGAUGUGUGCCAUGGGCUUGCUGCAUCACUCGGUGUGGGUCCAAGUUCAGUCAUGAAUGUUGAGGCUGUUAAGGCAAUGUCUGAAAGACUACCUGAAACUAGUGAAGAAAUGCUGGACAUUCCUCAUGUAACAGUUGCUAACUUUGAAAAGUUUGGAAAGCCAUUAUUGGAAGUGACAAUCCAAUAUGCUGUACAAAAAUUAGUUGUUCUUUCAGAACAAGCAGAAGCAGAAAGCCAGAACAACACCCCUAUUGAUGGAGAUGAAAGUGAUGGUAACGAAGGAGAUGUUUGUGUUGUGGCCAGUGGAAGUACUGGAUCGUUUAUACCUUCAAAAUACCAGGGUGGGAAAAAACGGAAAAGAAGAGGCAACUCUCAAAGAGGUCGACCAGCUAAAAGAGGUCGCAGUAAAGCUGGGAGGAGUAGACAAAGAAACAAUAAUACAUCAUACAGAGGUUGUCAAGGCUCUUCAUAUUCUAGUAGGGCCUCCUUUGGCAGUUGUAGUUCUUCUCAGAGUAAUCAAGGAUAUAAACCAAGCAACACAGGAGCAACUAAAAAACCUGGUUUCCUUACUCUGUCAGCUCCAAAUAAAUUUCCUCCUUCUAAACGACCUAGUUUUUUACCCACACCCACAGUGGUGAAACUUUAGUUGUGUGACUGUAGGAAAACAGAGAUCAUUCUGUGCAGUUUUUUAAUGUGUAUCAUAUGUAAGUGAUGCGACUUAGAUAAUGUAGAAAAUUUCAGUUGAAAUCAAUAUAUUGAGAUAUGACCCCUUUCCCAUUUUGUCUUCUAUGUAGUGUUAAUAAGAAGAGUACUGAGAAUGCUUGUAAAGUUUAUUUUCAAGGGGAAGAAGUAAUCAACAAGAGCAAGUAUAUUGGUGAUUCAUGUUAUAAUUAUUUGUAUAUUAUUGUGUUAAUGCGUAUUAUGGAUAUAAUUUUGUAAUGUGUGUACAUGUAAACAUUAUUCUGUAUUUCUGUAUUUGUGUGUUUUUUGGUACAUAUCUGUCAAGAUUGGCAAUGUCACAGAGAAAUGAAUGUUAAAAAUUUGAAGUUCAACCAGAAGAAAAAAAAAAUUUCAUUUUCAUCCAUUCAACUCCUGUAUUAAGGAAAUAGGUUACACAAUUUUUUCCUUGAGAUUACUUCAUAUUGCUGUCCUAUUAAUAUAUCUUCAUAUGCAACCCAACAGAGGAAUGAAAAGGUAAUUUAAAUGGCUGUCAGUCGUUAAUAACUAUAACAAUGCCUAUUUGUUUAAAAUAGUUAUCAAGCAAGGUAAAGUGAAACUAGUGGGCAGCCGCGAUAUAGGAUGGCUGGAAAAGAUAUUCUCUGACAAGCCAAAGUCCCAAAAAGUAUUCACUUUUCUGCGUGCUCUAGUGCCUAAACCAUUUUUCAGAAAUUUAAAGGUAAAGUGGUACAGUUUGUAGGAAAUUUUAUCUACUUUAAUUUUUUAAAUAACCAUUGUUUUGAAGAUAAAAGGCGAAAAACUAACUAGUGCCACAGAAUAGUUCAGAUUUCCUUGUAUUAGUGUUCAAUUUUCUUUGGUCUGAGUUAGUUAUUUUUCACAUACUCUUAC
Messenger RNA from Gryllus bimaculatus (two-spotted cricket), 5669 nucleotides. The record is from the annotation of a GenBank genome assembly. Lineage: Eukaryota; Metazoa; Arthropoda; Insecta; Orthoptera; Gryllidae.